Emiliania huxleyi CCMP1516 is the source of this 798-nucleotide messenger RNA. RefSeq lists its product as hypothetical. The transcript has a single exon. The record is from RefSeq and is a predicted model, not a curated record. Gene Ontology annotation, molecular function: ATP hydrolysis activity; ATP binding. The annotation marks the transcript as partial. Lineage: Eukaryota; Haptophyta; Isochrysidales; Noelaerhabdaceae.
AUCUACUUCACGGACGAGUACGGCGGCUGGAACCGCGUCGCGUCAAAGCCGCGCCGGCCGCUCGGCUCCGUGGUCCUCGGGCGGGAGGGGCAGGGCUCGGAGCUGCUCGCCGACUGCAGCCGCUUCCUCGGCGCCGAGCCUUGGUACGCGGCGCGCGGCAUCCCGUACCGGCGCGGCUACUUGCUGCACGGCCCGCCCGGCACCGGCAAGACGUCCCUCGUCGCGGCCCUCGCGGGAGAGCUGCAGCUCCCCAUCUACGUGGUCUCUCUCUCGAGCGCGCGCUUGACCGACGACUCCUUCGCAGAGGCGCUCGCCGGAGCCGCGCGCCGCUGCGUGCUGCUCCUCGAGGACGCGGACGCCGCCUUCGCGGGAAGGCAGGCCGUCGCCGGGGCUGCGGGUGGGGGGCUCACCUUUUCGGGCCUCCUCAACGGCAUCGACGGCGUCGCGGCGCAGGAGGGGCGCCUGCUCUUCCUCACCACCAACCACGUCGACCGACUCGACGAGGCGCUGCUCCGCCCGGGCCGCGUCGACGUGCGGGUGCCCUUCGAGCGGUGCGGCGGCGAGCAGCUGCGGCGCUACCUGCGCCACUUCUACGGCGAGGGCUCCGACGCCGCCGCCGAGGAGCUCUGCGGCUGCGUGCCUCCCGGGUCGCUCUCCGUCGCGCAGCUGCAGGGCGCUCUCAUGCUCGCACCGCACGACCCGAGGGCGGGGGUCGAGGCGGUGCGCGAGAUGCUCGCGAGCCAGGCGGGGACGUCAAGUGGAAUGGCGUCGGAGAAGGGCAGAGAAGACGCGUCGUAG